AUGGUUGGCCUCCCAGCUAGAGGCAAGAGUCUCAUAGCUGGCAAAGCUAUGAGAUACCUCGCUUGGGUUGGUAUUCCUGCACGCGUGUUCAAUGUCGGCACCUAUCGCCGACAGGGCACACCGCAGCCAAGCGCCACGUUCUUUGACCCCCACAACGAGGAGGGCGAGAAGAUGCGCCGUGCCGCGGCCGAUGCUGCCAUCACAGAUAUGAUUCAGUGGUUCGAUGCUGGCAAGGGAGUGGUCGCGAUCCUCGAUGCGACGAACUCGACGAAAGAGCGCCGCCGCUGGAUCAAUGAGCGCUGCCGAGAAGCUAACAUCGAGACGUUGUACGUCGAGUCGAUAUGUGACGAGGAGGACCUGAUUAUGAACAACAUCCUCGAGGUCAAGACGACCUCGCCGGACUACAAGGGGCAGGACCCGGAGGUUGCUGCCCGGGAUUUCCGCGAGCGGAUCCGCAACUACGAGAAAGUCUACGAGACCAUUGAUGACGGCGAGAAGAGCUACACCUAUGUAAAACUCAUCAACGUUGGCUCUACCGUCAUCAUUAACCAGAUCAAGGACUAUUUGUCUAGCCGACUGGUCUACUACAUCCAGAACCUCCACAUCAAGCCUCGCUCGAUUUGGUUAUCUCGCCACGGAGAGUCGGAAUACAACUUGACUGGAAAGAUUGGAGGGGACUCCAACAUCUCUGAACGUGGAGAGGCUUAUGCCAAAGCUCUACCUGGUCUACUGAAGAAGUCCGGUGUACCGCCCAACACGAAGAUCGUGAUCUGGACAUCCACGUUAAAACGUACCAUCCAGACAGCACGUCACCUGGCUGCGGAAACUGGCUUCGAGAAACUGGAGUGGAAGGCUCUGGACGAACUUGACUCGGGAGUCUGUGACGGAUUGACCUACGAGCAAAUUGCGGAGAAGUACCCCGAGGAUUUCGCCGCCCGCGACGAAGACAAGUACAACUACCGCUACCGGGGUGGCGAAUCGUAUCGCGAUGUUGUCAUUCGCUUGGAGCCCAUUAUCAUGGAGCUGGAGCGCAGUGAGAACGUGAUCAUUGUGACGCACCAGGCUGUAUUGCGCUGCAUUUACGCCUACUUCCUCAACACACCCCAGGAGCAGAGUCCCUGGAUGGAGGUCCCCCUCCACACACUUAUCAAACUUACCCCGCGUGCCUAUGGUACGGAGGAACAACGGUUCAAGGCUGAUAUUCCCGCCGUGUCGACCUGGCGUGCUAAGGGCACGUCGGCCAAGCACCAGGAAUACUCCACGGAAACCAAGGCGUGA
Aspergillus fijiensis CBS 313.89 is the source of this 1278-nucleotide messenger RNA. RefSeq names its product bifunctional nucleoside/nucleotide kinase/histidine phosphatase family protein. The record is from RefSeq and is a predicted model, not a curated record. Gene Ontology annotation, biological process: fructose 2,6-bisphosphate metabolic process; fructose metabolic process. Gene Ontology annotation, molecular function: 6-phosphofructo-2-kinase activity; ATP binding; fructose-2,6-bisphosphate 2-phosphatase activity. The transcript has 3 exons. Gene Ontology annotation, cellular component: cytosol. Lineage: Eukaryota; Fungi; Ascomycota; Eurotiomycetes; Eurotiales; Aspergillaceae. The coding region runs from base 1 to 1278 and encodes 425 amino acids.